CGGUAUAACCGGAAAUCGAACCGAUAACCGGCGGUAACCGGUAUACCGUUAACCGGUGUGUGACGGUACUCGGAUGGGAGAAAGGAAUAGCCGGUAUACCGACUAAGUUUCGGUAUAAUACCGACGAUCAGCCGGUUUUACCGAUACCGAGAAUCCUCAAUCAAUCUUAAACAAAUAACCCUCCCAGUACUCCUCACCCUCCCUUCACCUGCUUGCGAGAAGCUCUGCAACCCUUCUCUCCUCUCUUUCUUUUUUUUUCUUCCCCAGCAACCUCUGCACAAGAAAUCCCCAACCUCUCCAAAUCAACAAGUCCAAAACCAACGUUCAUGAUUCUCAAUCUCAAAUGGCCACAGCCCACUAAAAAUCCCCAAUCCAUGCGCUACCUUUUCCAAAUCGGCAAAUCCCCAAUCAGCCGAUUCCCGACCCCAACUCUCUUAGACCGGAGAUUUCCGACCCUGGCCUCCGAUGACGGCUUCGCAACCUCCGACGGCGGCCUCGCCUUCGUUCCCGAGUCCCGGCCCCAACCUCUGAAGGCGGCUUUACCUUCGUACUCGAGUCCCGGCAGCAACUCCGACCAGAGAUUCAGCAGAUCUGGAGAUCCACCGCUGCCGCAGCACCUUCACAGACGGCCGGAUCCACCAGCGACGACUGCAUGCACGAGGGAGAUGGAGAGCCGCCGUGCGCUGGAGAUGCUACUCUGUCUCGAAAGUUUCUCCAGACCCCUGCUUCUGCUCUCCGUGCUCUGCAAAGAGUGGGUCAGUUGGGGGAAGAUGAAGAGUUGAAGACGAAGAAAAAAGAAAGGCUUAUCGGUUUUCGGAUAACCGGGAACCAUAACCGUUACCGACAAUCCGGUAAGCCGGUUAACCGAAAAUUACUCGGUACCGGUAGUCGGAUUCAAAGCUGGGCAUGUCGGUAAUACCGAUAACGGCUAAAUCGAUAACCGGUUAUACCGAUACCGACCGAUUACCAGCCCUAGGUAUACAUGUAUGAGUUAAUAAAUGCAUGUGUUAUAU
Messenger RNA from Linum trigynum, 1013 nucleotides. The record is from the annotation of a GenBank genome assembly. NCBI's taxonomy places the organism in Eukaryota, Viridiplantae, Streptophyta, Magnoliopsida, Malpighiales, Linaceae.